CAACAACAAGCGCGCGCCAAAUAUGGCCGAUUGAGGAAAGACACAAUGAAUUUCUCGCAAGUUAGCAGUCACAAUAGCUUUGUAUCAAUGUAUAAUGCACACCAACUUGUUAAAUGACCAUUCACCGGGUGAAUACAACUGCACGGAGUAUUUGGUACGUAGACACAAAGAUGUGAAACUUUCAAAAAGUCGAGCCCACGAUGUUCCAACGACUUUUUUUCAAAAAUUCAAAACUUAACGAAAGCCCAGCAAAUUCUCUCAUCUGAUCGAGUGUGAUUUGAUUUGAUUUUAUUCGAGUUUAAACUUCCUUAAAUCAUCUUCAUUGCGUACAAUACCUAAGGAUUAUUGAGAGUCCUUCCCUUGGCUUGAACCAGUACAUGCCAGGUGUCCUGUCUACCUUGAACAGUUGAUCUAAGUGGAUUAAGCUAGGCAAGCUUGCCUAGCUACUCAAACAGCGCAAUCCAGUACCCUGAUGGCUCUUUUACACCAGGACGUCAUAAGACUGGAAGUACCUUGUUAGCGCCGCGUACGACAAAAGGGCUCCAGAACUCCUGUAUGUCCAUGGGAAGGUCACCAUCCCGUCCUUGCUGUCUCAUGAAGUCGGAUUGCCAAUAUGAGUGGGUGGGCUGGCGUAAUGACACAGCAGACUUCCAGGGCCCUCUGAUAAUCACGUUCAAAUUUGACCAAGCCCGCAACUUCAGCAAAGUCUUCAUCAACUGCAACAACCUCUUUUCCAAGGACGUUCGUGUUUUCAAGAUGGCGCUGGUCUACUUCAGCGUUGGCGGGAAUCUCUACCAGAACUCACCGGUCAAGUAUGACUUUAUUCGGGACGACGUAGUGGAGUAUUCGAGACCCGUGAUGAUCAAACUGAACAACAACGUGGGUCAGUACGUCCGUCUGCAGUUGUACUUUGAUGCCAAGUGGAUCAUGAUCAGUGAGGUGCAGUUCAUAUCAGAGCCUGCGACAGGCAACUUCACAGAGGAGGUUCCCCCUGCGACUUUGAAACCCCCACUGGUUCCUCCUAAACCUGAGGACAAGUACUAUGAACAUGAGCUGAACAUUGGCAAGGAGGGCAAGGGUAAGUACACUGGCAAUGUGGAGCCAGAGAAAGCUCCCAAGCAGCAAACACCAGAAAGUGACAUCAUCGGUAUCAUCAUCGGUUCCCUGGCUGGGCUUAUUGCCAUUCUCAUCGCCGUAGUUAUCUUCAUUGUGUGCCGACACCAGCGGCGGAAGAAAAACAACAACCGUCGCAUGAAGAUUGCAAUCACGGAUACACACAACCAGACUGCGGUGAAUCUUUCUGACCUGCGGGGGACACACACCAAUGGCAAGGUGCUCAAAGGCCAUGUGUACAAUGGAGUACCCCUCACUGAACUUGAGUCUGACAGGGACUGCUGCAGCGAGCGCCCCAAGCACAAUGGUUAUCGGGAACCAAAGGACUCGGUUAUCAUAAAUAGGGGCAGCUUGUCUGCUAAUCUGACUGACCUUCCAGAAUUACUUUCACCAGCAGAAAGCCAGGAUUAUGCUGUCCCCGAUGUCACCAAGUCAGCCCUGAUGACUUUCCCGCAGGCACGCAAGCAGAACAACCUCGACAAGCCACCCCCACGGUAUGACGCACUCUACGCUGCAGCCGAUAUUGUCAGCACCCAGGUCCCAAAUAUACCCUCCCUGCAGGGUGUGAGUGGCAACAAUGUAUAUGCUGUUCCCAAUGAGGAGCUGCUUCUCAGCAUUGAAGUUUCCGUCAACGAAUUCCCUCGCGCGAAUCUACGCUUUAUCGAGGUGUUGGGACAGGGGCAGUUUGGAGAGGUUCACCUGUGUGACGCAGUGAACAUGAGUCACUUUGUUGAGGAAGACUUCAUAAUGAACCGCACACUGUCCAGACCGUGCCUGGUGGCCGUGAAAAUACUCAGAACCAACGCAGAGGACAGAGCCAGGGCAGACUUUCUGAAGGAGAUCAAGAUAAUGUCCCAGCUACGGGACCCCAACAUCGUGCGUGUUCUGGGCGUGUGUACGGGGGAGGAGCCACUGUGUAUGAUAGUAGAGUACAUGAAGUAUGGAGACCUAAACCAGUUCCUGCUGGACCAUGUGCUGGAGACGCCCUCAGCGCAGGCUGUCAAUGCUAAAAUACUCAGUUACGGGUGCCUGAUUUACAUGGCGUCCCAAAUUGCCUCUGGCAUGAAGUACCUCGAGUCUCUGAACAUGGUGCAUCGUGACCUCGCUGUACGCAACUGCCUUGUUGGCAUGAACUUCACGAUCAAGAUUUCAGACUUUGGGAUGAGUCGGAUUUUGUACAGUGCUGACUAUUACAAGAUAGAGGGACGAGCUGUUCUUCCCAUAAGAUGGAUGGCCUGGGAGUCUAUACUACUGGGCAAGUUUACGACAAAGUCAGAUGUCUGGUCGUUUGGAGUAACGCUGUGGGAAAUAUUGACUUUUGCCCGUGAUCAGCCAUAUCAUAAUCUAAGUGAUGAUCAAGUGAUCGCCAAUGCGGGACAUUUCUACAGAAGUGACGGACAGCAGAUACUUCUACCACAGCCCAUCGUGUGCUCCCGUGAGAUUUACGACAUGAUGGUUGAAUGUUGGAACCGCUCCGACUGUGAGCGACCCACAUUCAAAGACAUUCACAUGUUCUUGUUACGAAAGAACAUGGGAUACAAUCCAAAGGAUGAAAAGUUGAACCAAUUAAAAGUUCCAGUGUGUUAGCUAUGGUGAACAUAUACAGAAAUUCAAUUGUGACAGCUGAGCUGUUGACUCGUUCAAUUCUCUGCCAAUAAUUGGAAGCAAAAUUUAGUGUUGUGAGAAAAGCACUCAUUUCACAUAGUGCUCUCCCUUUGUAAACAAUAAUGUCAAAGGUUAAAACUAAGGAGAUCCAAAUGAAAGUAACAUAAGAGCUCAUGGCUUGGUCCUGGUGUUUUAACCUAUUAUUAAAAGAAAGCCUGAAGCCUUCAUCACUUCUGUUAGUGUGCCAUUGUGCUAUUGACUAAAAAACGUCUCAGUCUACAACUAGAGUAAAUGAUAUCUUUCUGAAGUGCUAACCAUUAUAUUAUUAUAUGUCCUGUGUAUAUUUUUUAAUGUUUUGAAAAACACUUCAGUGUUUGAAAUAAAAUCAACAAAUACUUCUGUUAAUAUAGGUUAGAAUAAACGCAUCUAUUUAUGAAAGGUCCAUGCUGUCCAUUGCCGGUAUAAAUCUGAAUGUAAAAAUAUUGUAUUAAAAAAAAAGAAUGGCAUGCAGAUAUUAUAUGUAUUAAUAUAUAACAGUUGUAUAUAGGCAGACUGCAUUUGUAACAUUAGUACAUGCAGGUGUUACAAGAUGGUCAAGUUGAUAAAAGUGCAAUGUGUUCCAUGUUUAUGUCAGAAUAGUAUUUGUGUGAUACAUUAUGCUCAGAAUACUUUAACAUCUGAUAGCUUGUUUAAUGUUCAUAUCAAGCAAUGUCUUAUGAUAACUUUAUCAUUCUUUGUAUUCUUUAUAACAUCGUUUUACAUUUGUGUAUCAGUGUAAAGAAUCAAAUUGCUAUCAUGUAAUUAUUUGUCACAAGUUGUUAGUGCCAUUUUUGUAUUGUUGUUGUUUAUUUUAUGUAUACCCAUAAUUGUUCUGAACAAGUUUUCAUGUAUAGACCUUCAAAAUGUUUGGAGCUGCUUCAUGCGAAAAUGGGUCUUAUUACAUAGCUCCAGACCAGUCUGACCAUUCACUCAGUCAGGGCAGGAGCUACCCUGUCUGCUCGUGAAACCACCAAAUCUUGCAUGACUAUAGCAGACUAUAGCAGACAGGGUUGAUUCUAAUCAGACUGCGCAGGCUGGUUUUGUGCUAUGUUGGCAGCAUAUGGCAUAAGACCCAUUUUUGCAUGUUGCUUGUAAUUUUAUGCUUGCUUGUUGAUAUUCUCACUCAUUACUAAACAGUGUACACUUUAUUGAAUACGUCAUUCCCAAUUGACUUCUUUUUGUUCAGUGUCCUUAACAGAAUCAUACUACGCCAUAUGGUUGUUACAUGGACACAUUAACACGUUGGUUUAUACAUUUCCUUCUGAUCAUGAAAUCCAGUCAAUGUAUACAAAUUAUGUGUACAGCUAUGAGUGCUGCUGAUGAUUUUUCUUACACGAUAAAGCUGUAACCAGAGUCUGUUUAUUCGGUAAAGAGAACAUAUUUAUUUAUUUUAUAUACUCAUAGUGGUAUCUGACAAAACAAAAAAAAAGCUUUAAACGAUUGCAGGAAAAUAUUUGAUUUACUUAUUUUAUAUUACUAUGUCUGCAUGUCAGCAUGAAAUGUUUACUUAAAAAAAAGAUAAUUAUGACAUCCUCCACAUAAAUAUAACAUCAUCCACAUAAAUAUAACAUCAUCCACAGUAUUAAUACAGUGGGAGGUAUGUUGAUUGUCUGCCAUUUACUCCUCAAUUAUCUCACUAAAAGGGCUGCAAUUAUGUUUUAUAUCAAGUGUUGUAAUUAUUGUGGUAUAUUUUGUAUUUCUUGUUGUGCAAAUUGGGAAGAAUUACAUUUCAAAAUGUUUUCUUUUUAAUACCGUAUCUGUAGUAUACAACGGGCUAACAUCCAUUAAUGUGCAUGUGAGUUUAGUUCUUUUUAAAGCGCCUUAAUCACCUUAUUACCUCCCUUGGCCACAUCAUGAUAUCUUGGAGUGAUCUCCCUUUUUCUGAUUGUUCUUUCCUGCCUAAUAUCAACAAUUAGUGAAUAAUUUGACUUUUUUGCCUUUGGGGCCCAGAAAAAGUAUCAGCGUGAAUUCAAGCUAUUGUUGAAGAAUGAUUUCAUUUCAUCUAAAAUUGCAUGUUUUCCUAGGAACAUCACAAACAAACUGCAUUUUGUAGAAAAAUACUUUACUUUAAACUGCUACACAUUGUGAUGCUCCUUUGCAAUAGAUGGAUUCAAUUGCAGGCUUUUUUAAAUUUGACUUAUUUUUUUGUAUUAAAAAGGCUUAGCCCUUUGCUGUAUACAUGCUGUGCUUUCAUUUUUUCAUUAUUUGCAAGUUUGCACGUGUGAGUUCCAGUAAGAAUAGAACACAUGCAGUGUGUGAUUAUUGAUGUGAGUUCCAGUAAGAAUAGAACACAUGCAGUGUGUGGUUAUUGAUGUGAGUUCCAGUAAGAAUAGAACACAUGCAGUGUGUGGUUAUUGAUGUGAGUUCCAGUAAGAAUAGAACACAUGCAGUGUGUGAUUAUUGAUGUGAGUUCCAGUAAGAAUAGAACACAUGCAGUGUGUGGUUAUUGAUGUGAGUUCCAGUAAGAAUAGAACACAUGCAGUGUGUGGUUAUUGAUGUGAGU
Molecule: messenger RNA, 5260 nt
Organism: Dreissena polymorpha
Lineage: Eukaryota; Metazoa; Mollusca; Bivalvia; Myida; Dreissenidae
Product: discoidin domain-containing receptor 2-like
Exons: 11
Coding region: 556-2700 (714 amino acids)
Biological process (GO): positive regulation of kinase activity; protein phosphorylation; multicellular organism development
Cellular component (GO): signaling receptor complex
Molecular function (GO): ATP binding; protein tyrosine kinase collagen receptor activity; collagen binding
Source: RefSeq, a predicted model, not a curated record